UGCCUGUGCUGGAUUGUUCUGGGAACCUCUGCUGAACUGGCACACGCACAAAACCGAUGCAUGAGAAGGCGGGGCCCAUGCACAGUCCGGACAAGCCAGAGGCACCGCAGAAGGAAAAGGGCUUGGAUUCUCCAAACGGCAGCCUGCACUUGAGUGACGCUGUCAAGGAGGAGGACCUCAAGAAGUGUCACCGGGAAGUGGCGCCAAAUAAGUACAAUUCCCAGUACCACAAGUUAUUCAAGGAUAUCCCCACGGAGGAGAGCGUGCUGAAAGUCUGCUCCUGCGCCCUCCAGAGAGACAUUCUCAUCCAAGGCCGGCUCUACAUUUCCCCCAACUGGCUCUGUUUCUAUGCAAACCUUUUUGGAAAAGAUAUCAAGGUGGUUAUUCCCGUCGUCUCUGUCCAGCUGAUAAAAAAACACAAAACAGCUCGGCUGCUGCCCAAUGGACUGGCUAUCACCACCAACGCGAGCAGAAAGUACAUCUUUGUGUCCCUGAUCUCAAGAGACAGUGUGUAUGAUGUGCUGCGGAGAGUCUGCACCCACCUGCAGGUCUCGAGCAAGAAGAGUUUGAGCUUGAAAGAGCUGACGGAAGAGCCGGAUGCAGUGUCGCUGGAGGUGAUCGUCCCUGAAGUGAAGUGGAGGAAGGGGUCCCCAGCCUCACUGUCGCUGGCCCUCCCAGAUGCAGGCUUCCAGUGCAUCCACCGGGCUUCCAUCAGCAGCCUCAGCACUAAGGAGAGUUCGUGCAACUCAGAGGAGCCUCUGAUAUCAGAGAGUGCAAUAAACACUGAAGAGGAGGAGCUGGAGGCGGAGCAAAGCUGCAAAGCCGAGUUGAGGCCUUCCGACUACCAGUUGCUGAAAGUCUUCAUUGUGUUGAUCUGCCUCCUGGUGGUGUCCUCCUCCUACCUGGCAUUCCGCAUCUUCCGCUUGGAACAGCAGCUCUGCUCUUUGAACCGGGACUAUCUCUCCCGCGUGCCCCGCAGGUGACUGUGGUUCCGUGAGGGGUGGUGAUGGAGGAAAGAGGGCCUUGGGGCUCAGAUUCUUGCCCAGCCCCACUAGCUGACCUGGCUGCAGAGAGCACAGGGCGAGUGGAUGUCGUCCUCGUCCGCAUCACUCCUGGACCAAAGCUCUCCGUUUCCAGCUGUCAGACUUGGAAGUCUGAGUCCCUGCCGUUUAGCCUGUCAUGCCGACUCUGCAGCAACUUCUUCCAGACCGCAAUGGCGCUUGCAAUUGUUGCCAAGAGCUAGGCUAUGCAGGGAUGGUGGCCCCUAGUUAGGUCCUUCAAGGCCUUUUCCGCUACUGAAGACGUGGGAGCAGCUUGCGUUCUGGAGCGGAAUGUUCAGCGCUUCUUUUCAGGUGCCCACAGGUGUUCCAGAACAGCAGUAUCUUCCUGGGGCCCAGGCCUACGUGACUCCCGUUCCAGAGCGGUAGCUGCAUUCUCUUCCAGGGGCCCUUCCUGUCCAGACUGCCGUCUCUUCUCACCACCUGAUUUAUCAACAGAAAAAAACACAAAUCCUGGAUCUUUGGGUGCAAAAUGUCAAAUGCACGAGGCGCGUUUUUGCCGAGGACGGAGGCGCCAGCUGGGACCUGUCCCUUCUCCUCCCUGCCCGGCAGAAUGAAGUCACUUCCAUCGGGAACAAUUUUCUUGCACUAACAGGAUUCCCAUUCCCCACUUGGUGCAAGACUAAGAAAUGACUGUUACGUGCUCGCAAAAUUACCAUUGUUUCAGAAACGUUUGAUGUGGGGGUCCCGGGAGCUGCCAGGCGGGCCUGAGCUCUCGUGCGCCGGGACCUGCUGCACCAUGAGCUCCCCGAAGCACUCUGGAUCGAAACCUUCUCCCAAGCAGACGUUACAACUGCCUGUCCACAGCACUUUUCGUGGGUCUGGUCCAGUCAUCCUCAAGGGCUGUGCAGCUCGGCACUAGGUUCCAAAAACCGAGGAUGCAGGGAGGAUGCAAACUGAUCGAUGUCAGACAUUUUAUUCCAGGAAGGUGCCAAUGCAGCGGCGCUUCUAGAUGAAGGCGAUACGGGAGAAAGAAAGCGAGCGAGACAGGCAGUGAGGCCCGGUUUCUGUGAGCUGGACAGCAUUCUGAGUGGUGUCAAGAGCUGGGAGAAUCCUCCCACCUGCAGGAUCCACUUGUCCGCUGCACCCCUACUGGAGGGUCCUUGGGCAAUCACCAACAGCCGGCUUUUGAGGGAGGCUCCUAAAAUUGCUGCUGCGCUGGAUGGAUUAGAGCGCAAGUGCAGGGAACUUCCACCGCAAAAUGAGUCUGCUGGCUGAGUGAGAGAUAUGGCACGGAAGAGUGGGUGAUAUCUGCACACGAGAGCCCCAGCCGGGGAAGAAAAAAGACUGCGUUCACAAGCCAAUACCCGUAAGCAGUGCUGUGGAGAACUAAGGCAUCUGAACAAAUGGUCUUAAGGCCUGACUGAAAGGGGGGGGGGCAUGGUCCAUUGGUAGAGCGCGUAGUUUGCACUUAGAAGGCCCCAGCUUCAAUUCUGGCCCUUCCUCUCAAAGGAUCUCAGGUUGCUGGUGUGGGGAAGAUGUAUCUUUGCCCGAGACCUUGGAGAGCUGCUGCCAGUCAGGGUAGACAAUCUCAGACUAUAAGGACCUGUUGACUGACUCAGUAAGUCAGUUUUGUGUGUCCGUUUAUGGUCACGGGCCCUCCAGCGGACAGCAGACACCUCCUCGCAUCCUUGUCCGUCAUCUUGGGAUCAGCCCUUUGUGGGACAACCCAACCCAGGCUGGGGGGCAGGGCUCGGGCUCUGGGGUGCUGGAGGGCUGCUGGGUGGGAUCCAGUGAUU
Molecule: messenger RNA, 2797 nt
Organism: Gekko japonicus
Lineage: Eukaryota; Metazoa; Chordata; Lepidosauria; Squamata; Gekkonidae
Gene: GRAMD2A
Product: GRAM domain containing 2
Exons: 12
Coding region: 57-983 (308 amino acids)
Biological process (GO): regulation of store-operated calcium entry
Cellular component (GO): extrinsic component of cytoplasmic side of plasma membrane; organelle membrane contact site; endoplasmic reticulum membrane
Molecular function (GO): phosphatidylinositol-4,5-bisphosphate binding
Source: RefSeq, a predicted model, not a curated record